CUUCGCUGAAGUUCAUGGAAAACCUCGACAGCACGAACAACUCACUAUGGAUCCUUUAACGGCGCUAUCGCUGGCAGGAAACGUUGUUCAGUUUGUUGAAUUCGGCCGCCAAUUGCUAUCGCAGAGCCGCGAGCUCUAUAGAUCAACACGGGGGUCUCUGGCUGCUGACGAUGAACUUCAUCUUGUCACGGCCGACCUACGUGCACUGAUUCUGAAGCUCCGCAACACCUCCGGCCGCGAUAGCCAAGAUGUAUCACAAGACUUCCGGAAAAUUUGUGAUGAGGCUGUUGCAUUGGCGGAGGAGAUACUCACCCGUAUAGAUGGCUUGAAAGUCGCUGGGAAGCAUCGAGCAUGGAAAAGCUUUCAGCAAGCGAUCAAGAGUGCAUGGUCACGCAGAGAGACAGACGGUCUAGUCAAGAGGCUAGCCACAUUAAGCCAGGCCUUGGAAACUCGUGUCUUGAUUUCUUUAAGAGGACAACUUGAUACACUGUCUGAACAGGUAUCAGACAGAUUCAACCUGCUAGACGUAAAGACGAAACAGAUUGUCGCGGCGUUAUUAAGUCUACAGCCAAACCCCCCUGAACGUCUUUCCACCGACAUAAGAGAUCAAACCCGUACUCUCACGCAGUUGCUGAGCCGCGCCGGCAAUUCUUCAGAGAAUGAGAAUCGCCAGACUCGCGCAUCGUUGGUUCGUGGCAGCCAAUUUGAGCAAUAUCAUGAAUUAUCGACAAGCAAUAUGAUUAUUCCGUCCGUCGAAAUGCUCGACGUUUCUCGAGAAGAGGAAGACCUCUUCAGAUCGAGCGUUCAGCGAAAGAUACUUGCAAAUCUUGCAUUUUCUGCAAUGACACAACGUUACGAGGAUGUUGCAGAUGCCCACCAGGAAACCUUCGAAUGGAUUUUCCAUGAUAAGACAGCACAGCAGCUUUUUUGGAGUAACUUCUCGGAGUGGCUUGCGUCGGGCAGUGGAAUAUACUGGGUAAAUGGAAAAGCCGGCUCAGGAAAGUCUACACUACUCAAAUUCACCUACGAAGAUUCCAGAACGAAAGCACAUCUGCGAUCUUGGGCCGCUAUGACUCCUCUUGCCACAUCAGCCUUCUUUUUCCGGAAUAGCGGCACUUGUGAGCAGAAAUCUCAGGCAGGGCUUCUAAGAACCAUAUUGCAUGAUAUUUGGAGCCAGUAUCCUCAAUUGAUUCCAAUUUUAAUACCGUUGGAAUGGGCAAGGACUUAUUCUCACCUUUUAAAUCAGAUUGGUGAUGGCACAAUCAUAUCUUGGUCUCUGAAAAGGUUGAUGGCAAUUUUCGAAAGCCUUGUAAAACAGACUGUGGUGCCACUCAAGUUCGUUCUUUUCAUUGACGGACUCGACGAAUACGACGGAGAUCAUGAGGAGCUUGGCGAAUUCUUCAAGAGCAUUUCGUGCUUGCCGCAUGUCAAAAUUUGCGUAUCGAGCAGACCAUGGGUGGUCUUUCAGGAUCUUUUCAGGGACCGGCCAAGCUUACGGCUUCAAGACCUCACGUGGGCAGACAUAGAGCGCUUUGUGAUCGAUAGGCUCCAAUCAAGUGAGGCAUAUCGCAGACUGGAGUCCAAUGAUUCGAGAUCCGCAUUUGUCCUCGUCCAAGAGAUUGUGCAAAAGGCUGAUGGAGUCUUCUUGUGGGUGAAGCUUGUUGUCAGAUCACUGCUGGAAGGUUUUCGCAACCGUGACACUAUUCCAGAUCUACAAAAGCGCUUGCGCCUCUUCCCUAGAGAGCUUGAACCACUCUACGAUCAUCUAUUCAGUCUAAUUGAGCCAAUCUAUAAGGAAUGGGCGUCCAUGGCUUUUCAAAUUAUGAGAGCAGCCCAGAAUUGUCGCAAUUGUAUGGUGUCCACGGAUGACACACCACCCCUUACAACUCUGGCGCUAUACCUUGCCAUAAACGAGGAUAUCAGUCCUGCCAGAUCACCAAGGAUUACUUCUGGUCAUCUUCUGAAAAACCUUCAAGAUAUAUCCUUCCAGCUCACCGCUCGUUGUGCAGGACUACUCGAGGUCAUGGACGAUUCCCAAGAACGCUAUCGACAGUAUACCCUUUUUGGCGUCAGCCCGAAGACUAUUAAAUGGCUACAUAGAACGGCAAGAGAUUACAUAGAGCAUCCUCUAAAAUGGAACGAAUUGGUUACACUGACCGCCGGAACUCGAUUUAACCCUGCCACGAGUAUGUUGAGAUCCUGCGUGGACUUACUCGAGCUUGACAGAAUGGAAAUCGAUACUGAAGCACAAGACGACGAUUCCAGACGUAGAUUCGACGACCAUGUUUGGUUUUUAUCAAACGCUGCAUUAAUCUAUGCAUACCACAGCAACUAUCAAACAAGGAAUCCCCAGUGCACUAUCCUUGACCGACUAUCUCACCUUCUAUCAACCCCAUGCAGGGGUGGAGGCGAUCCAUACUUACAACAUAAUCAAUACUGGCAGACAUACAAUUCUGGAAUGGCUGGGUUCAUGCACAACGCUAAUAUUCAUGGAUUCUUAAGUUUGGCAGUCAUAUAUGGGCUUGUUCCUUACGUUCGGGAAAAGCUCAGAUACCAGUCUUCGGGUCGCCCAAUCGCAGCCUCAUAUGCGUCGAUGCUGCAAUAUGUUCCGAGUAUUGCAAAUAAUCACCAAAGUUGCGAUUAUCCUCCCCCAUGCUUUGAGAUGGUAGAGCUAUUUCUCCAGCUUGGAGCAGACCCAAACGCGCGGUACGAUUCUGGUUCGAGCGCUUGGGAGAAGGCAUUGCAUGGUGUUGCCAACUUAGUCCACAGAUUUCCCGGUCAUGAAUAUGGGAGGGACUAUUUAAAAAUAGUUUCUCUGCUUAUCAAGCAUGGAGCUAGCCCCUUUGCGAAAAUAAAGGGCCCGUCAGAAGAGAUGCCUAAUCAGGAUUUGGGGUUGGAACAAGAAAUUUCCCCUAGACUUACGGCCUCACAAGUCCUAGAAGCCGCUAGUUCUAUCUUCCCAGAAGAAGCAGGCAAUAUACUUCAGGAAUUAAGAAAUCACAACCCUCCAAGACGGGAAAACUGGCGACAACGAUAG
Messenger RNA from Hyaloscypha bicolor E, 3037 nucleotides. RefSeq lists its product as uncharacterized. Bases 47 to 3037 code for a protein of 996 amino acids. The transcript has 2 exons. Lineage: Eukaryota; Fungi; Ascomycota; Leotiomycetes; Helotiales; Hyaloscyphaceae. The record is from RefSeq and is a predicted model, not a curated record.